Raphanus sativus (radish) is the source of this 819-nucleotide messenger RNA. RefSeq lists its product as uncharacterized. NCBI's taxonomy places the organism in Eukaryota, Viridiplantae, Streptophyta, Magnoliopsida, Brassicales, Brassicaceae. Bases 161 to 640 code for a protein of 159 amino acids. The record is from RefSeq and is a predicted model, not a curated record. The transcript has 4 exons.
GUAGACUUUCAGACAACUUUGUCUCUGCUGAGUAAUGAAAGAAACCCAUCUGCCCAUUUAAUAGUCUCUCUCUCUCUCUCUCUCUCUCUCUCUCUCUCUCUCUCUCUCAAUUACUUGAAGCAAAGAUCUAACAUCAUCAAUCUUGUUAGCCACAACAGCCAUGGACUACGAAUACGGUGGAGGAGAGUACUGCAGGAGAGGAGACGUGCCAGCGUUUGGAAGCUGGAACUGGGACGACGCCGUUCCAUUCACUCAAUGCUUCGAGACAGCAUCCACUCAACAACCUGCUAUUCUCCACUACGCUCCUUACCCUCAAGAUCGCGAUCUUUACCUCGAAAGUGAUCUAUACGAUAGCCACCACCACCUUGUCUCACCCGCGGUGGUCCUUCUCCCUCGACGCAGGUCUAAGGUGGGCCAGGAGCCAAAGAGAGCCACCUCGAAGGAGCAACACAGCUUCAAGAACGAGGCGACGAGCUGUCCAACACCGUUGGAGAAGCGGAGGAUGGCGGCACCGAAGCCAGUGGACGAAGACUUGUACAAGGUGUCCCCUCAACUCCUCUCCCUCAAAUCAACAAAGAAGAAAGGAGGUGGGUUUGGGUGCAUUCCAAGGUGUUUUUUGCCAACAAGCAUGAGAGACUGAUUCAGGGGACACUUUCUUUUCCUUUUUGUUGUUGGUUAUUUAUAAUAGUAUUAAAAACGCAUGCUUGUGAAAUUAUGUAUGUAUUUUUAAAUCAUGCGUGGUUUAAAAGAAGAGAUGGAUUCCAAAAGAUAGGAUAAGCUAAUUUAGUAGUAGCUUUGGGAAAAGCUAACCAUAUUGUA